AUGUCUCACCAUGCCAGCGGCGGCGAGAACGGCGCCGAAGCCGGCGCCCACGCCCACGACCCCGCGCUCGACCUCGAGCACAUCGCAGUGCCGCGCGUCGUGCUCGUGCCCGACGCGCACGGGCCAGGCGCGACGCCGCGCACCGAGCGGACGUACCUCCCGCGGCGUGUCGCCGUCGCCCCUGCUGCCCCUCCGCCGGUCGGCAGCACAGCUGCUCACGCAGCCAUGUCAAUCCCGCACAUCCUCGACGGCGUCCUGUCGCACCUCGACACCUCCACCCUCUUAACGAUCCGCAGCCUCUCCUCGUCCCUCCUGGCCGCCGCGGCGGCCCACCUGGCCCCGCACCUCCUCUUCAUGCGCGACGGCGCCAAGCUCGCCAUCGUCUCACCGCGGGGGCGCGUGCCCGCGCUCCCAGUGUCCGAGUAUCUCGAGUGGGAUGGCUCCAACUGGGCCGAGAGCAUGGGUACCCCGGCGACCGUCGGCAUCGUGCGGAACGCCGCGCUCGCGCUGCAGCCGACGAGCCUGCUCGACACGCUGGGCGAUGUCUCCCGCCCGGCAUCGCGGAUCGCGCGCGGCCUCGUCCGUGUCCGGUGUGUGCGCUACGCGCCGGACGCAGCGGGGCGGUACACGACGCGUCUGGCCCUGCCGCACGCGCGCACGGCAGUGGUGUACGCUGCUGCCUGUGCGCCCGGCGACCUGUCCGCCGCGAGCGUCGUGCUCGGGGCCAGCGUCCGCAGGCUGGUCGUCUGCCCUGCCGGCGCGGCGGCCCUGCCGGAGCUCAGCAGCGGCGGCGGCGGCGGCGGCGCACUGUCGGACGUCGUCGUCCGCCUGUCUGACCUUGAGGACGGGUACGCCCCCGAGGACAUUGGCGAGCGGCGCGCUUGGCUCGCGCGCGUUGUCGCCGACCUGCGCCGCCUGGCACCGCUUGCACGGCUUAGCGUCGUCGACCUCGGCGCCGUCAAGGCGAGCUUUUGGGGAUACAAACGCAUGGCGCCGGCCGGCGUGCGUGCGCACCUGAGGCACGACGUGCUGGCGCCUGCUGUGGCCGGGGUGGAGAGCAUCAGGUGGCUUAGUUCGGAUGAGUAUGCCGCAGAGGUUGGGUCAGCCCAGGUCGCCCUCGAGACGGCGCCGUGGUGUGGCGGGCGGUGA
This is a messenger RNA of Vanrija pseudolonga, 1149 nucleotides long. RefSeq lists its product as uncharacterized. The record is from RefSeq and is a predicted model, not a curated record. Lineage: Eukaryota; Fungi; Basidiomycota; Tremellomycetes; Trichosporonales; Trichosporonaceae. The coding region runs from base 1 to 1149 and encodes 382 amino acids. The transcript has a single exon.